AGUGUAAUUUAGUGUACGAAAUGGAGUAAAGCCGCCUAAAGACGGCACGUCCAUCUCUCUACAAAUGUCAUUCAUCUACAAAGUCGCAAUCUGUCAUUUUUGUAGCUGAAAGGGACACAGGAAUUCGUCCGGAGAUUGGAGGAUAAUAAUAAUCGGGGACUCGUGUUAUCUAUCAAGCUAGCUGCGUAGCACAGAAUGGAGCCCUCUGAGCAGUCGAACCCAGACGUGGGCUCUCAGGAUGUCAACCCCGUGUUCCUGCAGCAGCUCCGAGAGCUUGACAUCCCUGAGGAGGCAGCCAAACAGGCACUCCUGCACACGCGGAAUGUGUCUGCCGAGGAGGCAGCCAUGUACUACUUUAACAAGCUGGAGAAUGAGGAGGAGGGAGACGAUGACCUCAUGUUCAAGAUGGUGUUUGUUGUGAAUAUGGACUUGGCCAUGGGUGUGGGAAAGGUGGCAGCUCAGGUGGGCCAUGCCGCUGUGGGUCUGUACCAGGCUCUGCAGGAAAAGAACAGUUGGAGGGAGAUGGCCUGGAAAUGGGACCAUGGAGGAGCCAAAAAGGUGGUGGUACAGGGGACCAACAUGGCUCACCUCCUAGAGCUACAGGCCCUAGCCAUGAGUCUCAGCCUUCCCACCUACUUGGUGCAAGACGCAGGACUCACCCAGGUGGAGGCGGGGUCCCGGACUGUCCUGGCAAUCAUGGGUGAGGAGGAGAUGGUUAACAACGUCACCGGAAGUCUUAAGCUGCUCUAAAGGGAUGCACACUCACUUAAGAUGUGCAUGACGUUGCAAGUGCCAUCAAGGCAAGCAGCAGAGGGCAGCAUUGCCCAAGCAGCAGGAGGGUCUUGGCACACGAAUGCCUAACAUGAUAACAUGAAAAAAGAAGAGGAAAACAAGACAUGUCCCAACACCAGACAAGAAAUACACCCUGCCAUUUUAUUUUCUUUUGUUCCUCGUCUAAACCACUGAAGUGAAACGUGUGAAAAGGGGUAACACUGGGACUGGCUCUUCAGACUGGAGCUAGAAAGCAGUAACUAUAUAUCUAUAUAUCUAUAUCUAUAUAGAGGUAUAGAUAGUUAGAUAGUUAGAUAUAUAUCUAUAUAGAGAUAUAGAUAUAUAGAUAUAUAUAUAGAUAUAUAUAUAUAAUUGAGCAUGCAUAAAAACAUACUACUUAAUAUAACUUGCCACCAUUGAAAAGAGAGAGACAUCCUUUCAUGAAAAUGUAGAACCCUCCUCACAUUAUCUAUUCAGUUUCCCCAUUCAAAUACAGAGGAGGAAAUUCCCUCUUAGAACAUAGUAUUUCAGUGGUGGUCCAGUGUUUUUAUUUAAGGAGCAGUGUAUUCCAAAAUAUUUGUAAAAGCCCAUAACAGAUAUAGAUUCUUCCUGUAGAGGUAUCUAAUCCUCAGGAAAUGGUAAUUUGUAAAGAAAAAAAAAAUCUUUUUCCCAUGUUUAAAUGAUACUGUGUGUGUAUACAACUGUUCUCCCAAACUUCCCUCUCAUUUAGGAUGAACAGCGUUACUUAUUGUCAAAUGGCUAUAAUUUGUUUACGCGUCUUUUAAGGCCAUAUACUUUAUAAUCUGUAGUGUGCCAUCCUUACGGUCUGUACAGUAACUUGCCUCUGUCACUUUGUUUUUUUUUAAUGCAAAUGAAGAAAAAAAACCUGAAGCUUCUCCUGGAAGAAUUUCUAGAUUCCAUGAAUGGUGAAUGAGGAAUUCUGCUGAAGUGAAAGCAGCUUCUUGGUCAAUGUCUGUGUCCAACCAAACUCACUUAAAACUAAUCCAUAAUAGUUGGUUUUCAGUAAUGAAUUUGUCAGCUGGAGGACCCUGGACUGAACAGAUGUUACAUCUUUGCAUGUCUGUUAAAAUUGUGACAGACAAAGUCCUAAAUCUAUAAUGUAGUGUCCCCUUGAUUUUCCUUGCAACAUUUUCAGGGCAGGGAGCGCCAGCCUGGGACAAAAUAGUAGCUCAAUUCUUAGCGGUCUUAUUUUUACUGGACUUCAUCAAACAUGGCAGUGUCAUGCAUGCAAUUUGAAAUUAAUAUAUCCUCGGUGACGACGGAAAUGCAAGCUUCUGCGUCCGUUCACACGCUGACACUUGUGUUAUUCCAACAUGUGGUUGUGAGUUUCAGACCGUGGAGACUAUUAAACUUCAUCCAGUCGGCCUGAUUAACAUAAGGACUCGCGUUCAUUUUUUACAGUAGUAGGUAAGGUAAAUGCUCGGUGUUAGUAUAUCAGCUUUAUGUAAAUUAAACCGAUGUUUAUUGUCAGUUGCAGCCAUUAUGCAACCACUGACUUUCCUUUAGAUUUGGUGCUCGGUUAGUCGGCCCGAUGACAUUGCAUUUCCCGCAGUAACAAUGGGAGCAUUCAGAAGUGGCGUGGUUGCACGGGAGCUUGUCCUUCAAUGAGUUGGUCAUCACCUGUCCUUUCUCAUAAUUACUGCAAAUAAGAAGCACUCCAUUUAAUUUAAGCAACAGCCAACGAACAUACUAGAAAGACACUGCAUAUUAACUGCGGACGAAUUAAUAUGCAGCAAAACCGGAAACGCACGCUGUUCUGAUUCGUUCCGAUGCGAUGUUGAUUGCUCUUGACAAGUGGCACAUGCAGCGACAGCUCCCUUUAAAGCAUAAACGUGAAGGACAUAUUGAGGAUUGGUUAAUACAAAAGUAAAGAGUGCUCAGCACGUAAAGGGGUGUCGGUUAGCAUAAAUUGAACACGGACGGAUGCGGUUACGCGUCCAGUCAAAUUACUGUUUAUACGUACAAACUGCAAUAGGCUGAAUAGAAAAGAAAAUGGAACAGAAUCACUUUUUCCAAAGAAACACAUGUUGUGGUCAGUUUGAAGUACAUAAACAAAAUAUGCUUAUACUUGUGUAAAUUGUACUAAUAAAUCCAACUACCAAUGUACUAAUACCUCUAUAUUCAUGUGCUCCUAACAAUUUACGCAGUGUAACCAUAUACACAC
This is a messenger RNA of Lampris incognitus (smalleye Pacific opah), 2956 nucleotides long. Its product is annotated as UBA_like_SF and PTH2 domain-containing protein. The record is from RefSeq and is a predicted model, not a curated record. The coding region runs from base 196 to 750 and encodes 184 amino acids. Lineage: Eukaryota; Metazoa; Chordata; Actinopteri; Lampriformes; Lampridae. Gene Ontology annotation, cellular component: cytosol; mitochondrion. The transcript is spliced from 7 exons. Gene Ontology annotation, molecular function: protein binding; peptidyl-tRNA hydrolase activity.